Cydia strobilella is the source of this 1273-nucleotide messenger RNA. Its product is annotated as lipase 3-like. Bases 1 to 1257 code for a protein of 418 amino acids. The record is from RefSeq and is a predicted model, not a curated record. NCBI's taxonomy places the organism in Eukaryota, Metazoa, Arthropoda, Insecta, Lepidoptera, Tortricidae. The transcript has 7 exons. Gene Ontology annotation, molecular function: hydrolase activity, acting on ester bonds. Gene Ontology annotation, biological process: lipid metabolic process.
AUGUUGGGAGCAUUUGUUUUGCUCUGUGUUUAUGGAUUAGUUUCUAUAGCAUCUGGUUGUGAAGAUAUAGCAGUCACCAAACCACAGUCACAACAACUAAAAAAAUUGAGAUUACAUCCUGAACUUGCCGAAGACGCUAAUUUAAAAGUGCCAAGCCUGGUCCGGAAGUAUGAGUACCCACUGGAAGAACACCAGGUCAUAACUAGCGACCAGUACGUUCUGACCAUGCACCGAAUUCCCUAUGGACGAUAUAACAAGAAGAAAAGAAACAGGCCUGCCGUCUUCAUUAUGCACGGGUUGUUAUCAUCGUCUGCAGAUUUUAUUACAACCGGGCCUGAGAAAGCUUUUGCUUACAUCCUUGCCGAGGAAGGGUUUGACGUGUGGAUGGGCAACGCCCGCGGCAACCGCUACUCCCGCCAGCACACCUACAUUGACCCUAGGAAAUCUGCCUUCUGGAAGUUCUCCUGGGACGAGAUUGGGAACCUAGACUUGCCAGCCAUGAUCGAUUAUGUGCUGAAGAAGACGAAAAAGAGGAAGAUUCAUUACAUCGGGCAUUCACAGGGCACCACAGCGUUCUGGGUCAUGUGCUCGCUGAGACCCGAAUAUAACCACAAGAUCAUCUCCAUGCACGCCCUGGCCCCUGUGGCUUACUUGACACACAAUAAGUGUCCUCUACUGCAUGCAAUAGCAUCGUUUUCUAAUGCCAUCGCUAAAUUUCUAACUUUGGUCGGAAAAGCCGAAUUUAUGGCUAACAAGCUCCUUUUGAAAUGGGCCGGAGCGGCGAUAUGCAGAGACGGGGCUAUCUUUCAAGAGCUCUGCAGCAACAUAUACUUCCUCGUUGGUGGCUGGAACUCCGUGGAAUUGAACAGGACGAUAAUCCCAGUAAUCCUAGGCCACACCCCAGCCGGCGCGUCUGUCUACCAAUUCGCCCACUACGGCCAAGUCAUGGCCAGCAAGCAGUUCCGUCGCUUCAACCACGGUGGGAGUGCAAACAUGAAAAUCUACAAAAGCCGAACACCGCCAGGAUACCACCCCCACAAAGUUACAGCCCCAGUUUUCUUCCAUUAUUCCCUAUCUGAUCCUUGGGCUCAUGUUAAAGAUGUAGAAAGAUUGGGACUGGAGAUCGGCAAUCUUAAAGCAAAGCGGGUCAUACCUAUGGCAACUUUCAGCCACUUUGAUUUUCUUUUUGGAAUUAACGCGAAGGCACUUGUUUAUGAUCAGGUCAUUUCUGAUAUGUGGAGUAUGGAAAGGAAAUAAAUGGUUUUGAAUACAA